Messenger RNA from Conger conger (European conger), 4629 nucleotides. RefSeq lists its product as uncharacterized. The record is from RefSeq and is a predicted model, not a curated record. Bases 1 to 4044 code for a protein of 1347 amino acids. Gene Ontology annotation, molecular function: RNA polymerase II cis-regulatory region sequence-specific DNA binding; DNA-binding transcription factor activity, RNA polymerase II-specific. The transcript has 2 exons. Gene Ontology annotation, biological process: regulation of transcription by RNA polymerase II. NCBI's taxonomy places the organism in Eukaryota, Metazoa, Chordata, Actinopteri, Anguilliformes, Congridae.
AUGGCCGCUGAGCAGUCACCAGAACCCCAGAGACACCAGGUCGAGUCGCUCAGCAGCUUGGAAGAUGACCCGGGGGAUAUGGCAGAGAAACACGAGGAAGGGUGUACGUCGAGUCCGCCUUGUAGUGUAGUAGAUCAUGAUAACAGUAGAAACAAGAAUGAAAGCAACUGUGAAAUUAAUGUAUCUGGUGAUGGUGUAGCGGGGUUGCGCGGUAGUCCGACUGAAAUUAGCAUUGGCCACCAUACAAACAAUGCUACGAUGGUUCCCAGUCUUGUGAUUGACUUAACAGCGCCCGAAGCCGAGGCCCACACGCACCCCGUCGUUUCCUGUGAUAACCAGCGGGAAUUUGAAUGGUCAGAUGCGGAGGAAGAGUCAGAACUGCACAGAGAUGCAGUGGAGUACGACGAUAACAACGUGCCUGAGAUGGGAGUGGACAUCUCUCCCAAAAUAAUUGACAAUGGAGUGGAAUCAAGCCUAGGAGUGGAGGAAGUGGAAGUUGUGAAAUCACCUUCACCGGCCCAGGACAAGGAGGAAAUGGUAAAGGACACAAACGAAGAACUGGGAGAGAAAGAGGGAGGGGUGGUGAAAGCAGAGGCGCCGGUGAAGCAGCGGAAGAGCCGGCUGAUAUGCCGGGAGUGCGGCAAGCUGUUCACACGCCGCGAGACGUACAACCUGCAUCGGCACUUCCACACACACCAGGACGAGCUGGCCUCCCUCACCUGCAAGGAGUGCGGCCUCACCUUUCAGCAUCGCAGCAGCCUGAUCAAGCACCGCAGCGAGCACAAAGAGAAGGGUGCGUCCGUCGGUCUGGAGAAGAGGGUCCACCAUGGCGGGGAAGGGAGGCGCCCGCAGUGCGAGCACUGUGGGGAGACGUUCCGCAGUCUGGUUAAGCUGAGGUGCCACGCUUGCCCGCAGGCCCCGGAGAAGCCCUACCGCUGCCCGCUGUGCCGGAGAGAGUUUCAGUACAAGGUGUCUAUCAACGCCCACAUGCAAACGCACUCCCUCGAGAGUCCCUUCCGCUGCCAGGAGUGCAACAAGGGCUUCCAGUGCGCAAUGACCCUCCGCGUGCACCAGCGGUCCCAUGCUGCCCUCAAGCCCUUUGAAUGCCCCGAUUGUGGCCUGGUCUUCCGCCAUCGCUCCAUCAUGGAGGACCACCGACGCAAGCACUCGGCGGGGGGGCGGCCCCAUCAGUGCAGCAUUUGCGGCAAGCGGUUCAAGUUCAGCAGCCUCCUGCAUCAGCACCAGUUCCUGCACACGGGGCAGAAGCCCUUCCAGUGCCCUGACUGCGGUAAGAAGUUUGCCUUCGCCCAAAACAUGCGCGCGCACUGGCGGCAGCAUCGCAAGCUCGUGCACGCCUGUCUACGCUGCCCCCUCACUUUCCCGGACCCAAGUAGCCUGAAGGCGCACAUAAAGAGCCAUGAACCUACAGAGGAGGGCUUUGGAAGGGUGGGCAAAGUGAAUGCGGAUAACGGCAAUGUUCAGGAACGGUCCCACACCUGUCCCCUCUGUCCCCUCAUCUUGCCCAAUGUGGCCGGCCUGAAGGCACACAUGCUGGUCCAUGAGGCAGAAGAGGGUUUUGGUGGGGCAGAGAGAGUAAGGAUGAACAAUGGCGGAACUCAAGAACGCCCCCUCACCUGCCCCCACUGUCCCCUGGUCCUGCCUUGCCUGAGUAGCCUAAAGGCUCACGUUGUGAUCCAUGAGAUACCAAUGGAGGAAGAGGAUGGGGUGCUGAGGGUAGGGAGAAAGCCAAGCCCCAAAAACACGGAGCAAGUACCCGGGGGAGGGUCGGGUGGGGACCAUGCAAUUCGUAAGCCCCUGAAGUGCCCUGAGUGCGGUAAGAGCUUCCGUCACCGCUCGGUUCUGGAGCUGCACAUGCGCAUUCACUCCCGAGACAAGCCCUUCCAGUGCAAAGUGUGCGGGAAAGGCUUUAAAUUCAGCAGCUACCUGCAGCAGCACCUGAUCAUCCACACGGGCCAGAAACCCUUCAAAUGCCCGGACUGCGGCAAGGACUUUGCCUUCCUCCAGAACAUGAAGACCCACCAGCGGUUGCACCAGCAGAAGCCAUAUCGCUGCACGCAGUGCCGCAAGGGCUACAGGGAGGAGAGUGAGCUCCAGCGCCACAUGGUGUCCCACACCGGUGACAAGCCUCACAAGUGUCAGCUGUGCAACAAGAGCUUCGGGCUGGCCUACCUGCUGCGUGACCACCUCAACACCCACACUGGGGAGAGGCCCCACCACUGCAUGGAGUGCAACAAGUCCUUCCCCUGGCUGAGCAGCCUGCUGGUGCACCAGAAGAUCCACGCACGCAAGCGACAGGGGCUCAGCCAGCCCCUCUCUCUCCCAAUGGCAGCCCAGAGGGGCAGGGGUAGAGGCAGGGGCAUCAGGGGCCGGAGAGGGGCUAGGUGGACGUCAGCCUGGCCCAGGUGGGCAGGGGGAGAGGGCGUAGGGAUGCCGCCUCCGCCCUCUUAUUCGGUUGCCAUGGCGAGAGAGCCUGAGUGGCCUGGAAGGCUGGCUCAGCAGGCGCCAACAAUCUACACCCCACAAUUCAAUUUCCAAGAGCAGUGGCAGCAGCACCAGACACCGCAGCAGCAGUGGAGAUCAGAGGUUUUGGUCCAGCAGCAACAGCAGGAGCAGCAGCAGCAGCUGUGGAGGCCUGAGGUUUUGGUGCAGCAGCAACAACAGCAACAACAACUGCAGCAACAGCAGCAGCAACAACAACUGCAGCAGCAACAACAACUGCAGCAGCAGCAACAACUGCAGCAGCAGCAACAAUUGCAGCAGCAGCAGCAACAACUGCAGCAGCAACAAUUGCAGCAGCAACAACAACAAUUGCAGCAGCAACAGCUGCAGCAGCAACAACAACAGCAACAGGAGCAGCAGCAGCAGCAGUGGAGAUCAGAGGUUUUGGUCCAGCAGCAGCGGCAGCUGACUUGGGCAGAUGUGCCCACUUCAACCCUGGUGGGCCGGGGCACCAUUCAAUAUGGUUCCCCACUCCCUCCACAUGUGGACGUUGCCAGCUUGUGGGGCUACCCGACACCUACGUCUGUACCCCACGCCCGGAGCUCGCCUGCAAAAUCUGGGGAGGGACAAGAGCAGAAGCAGCAGCAGACGCCCUCACUGGGCUGGGCCGAUGGUGCCUCGGCAGCAUCGACGGGUGUAGCUCAACGGGAGUCUCCCCGUUCCCAAAUUGGCAAUGGGGCAGCUGUGUGGGGCUUCCAGACACCCCCGUCAGUGCCCCAGACCGUCAGUUCACCCCAACAAAUGGGGAAUGGGCAGGACCAGCAGCUGUCUACGGUGUGGAGUAAUGCACUUGCUUCAACGAAAAUGGGCCUGACUUUAGUCCAGUCCGAGGAAUCCCACCCCAGAAGAGGGAAUGGAGGCGCUAUCUUCAGCUUUCAGGCUUCUCUAGCUAGACCAAAGGCCCUGAAUUCUCCAAGUAAAUUUGGGGAGGCGCAAGACCAGCAGCAGCAGCAGAAAGUGCAGCAGUCAAUGAUGGCUGAUCACCAAGCCCAUCCAGAUCAGACCACCCCUGUUCUCUCACUGCCCCCUCCCCCACCCCCUGCUCCUCCUCCUCCUCCUCCUCUCCCUCCUCCUCCUCCACCUCCCCCCCCUCAGCACCAUGCUUUACCGUCCUCUCCCUCCGUUUCCUUAGCACUUACUCAGGCCCUUGCUUUACCUCUCUCGCAAACCCUCGCUCUCCCUCCCCCUAUUUCUUUGCCUCUUCCUCUUCCCCUUCCUCCACCUCAGUCCCUACUUUUGCCGCCCACUCAGCCCCACCGUCCCGACGGUGCCGGCUUGCUCCCUCCCUCCACACAGAACAGCUACCUCGUGCCGAAGCACAUGAUUUGCGAGAGGCUACCCUGCCCGCCGGCCUUACCUCCGCUGCAGCCUGCGCCGCUAGCCAAAGUGCAUCAGCCGGACGGCGGCCGGCCUCUGCCGUUUGCCCGCAACCCCCUUCUCCAGUGCAUGAUCUGUGGGCGCUCUCUACCCCGAGAGCUGGACUUGCACUUGCACUACAUGCAGCAUGCGCAGGGAGAGAUUUAAUGUUUCUCCCACCGAUGAAACUCACGGAUAAUAUGCACUGACAGUAUUGCUUCCUUAACGGUCAUUUCAACCGCCUCACUUGUUUUUCCUUUAGCUUCAGCCAAAUAAAUAGACAAAGGUCAUUAAGUUUGUUUUCAAGCUACUACAGAGUAUGGGGUUAAGUCCAAAAUGCACCUGGAUUUAUCAAUAAUUGUCUUGAUAUUUUUAAAUGUUGGACCAUUGCUGGAACUUUUUUUUUGGUGGGAGGUCAUACAGCUGCAAGAAGGCCUGCAUUGUGUGCUAGGUUUCAUAUCUUAGUGAGAAAAGUUGUAUAGUGUGUGGGCUGAUCCUGUACCUGCCUGCAUACAUCAUAUUAAGUGAGUACUUUCAGUGAUACGACUGAUUCCUAAAUCAAUUAAUCAGUUAUUGAGCCUAAUUUUUGAUGCUUGUUUUCAUCAUGUUGAAGGUUUUUUUUUUACAUUUUUUUUUUUAAACAAGUACACUUGCAUUGCAUAGGAUUUGUUUAAAUGUAUUUGUCAUCUUUGUGGAACUAGCCUUGAAAUUGAAAUUGAAAUUUGGUCCAUGUGGCCUAUCUGUGUUAACACA